Messenger RNA from Rotaria sp. Silwood2, 876 nucleotides. The record is from the annotation of a GenBank genome assembly. Lineage: Eukaryota; Metazoa; Rotifera; Eurotatoria; Philodinida; Philodinidae.
AUGCGCCUCGCUUUUUUUCUGCUGUUGCUGAUCAAUGCUCGAUUGACUAUUGCUGGAUCGAGCAAUUCAUUAGACGAUUGCUAUACACUCGCUGCAAGAUUUGAUACAACAUGUGCUGUAAAUAUGACUGCAGUUCCACCUAUUCUUUCUACAACUGGAGUUAACGUGACAUGCACAAGUGGUUUUAGUAAUUCAACAUGCCCAGGCAAUUGGGAAAAUGGUACGUGUGCAUUUGCUCAUAAACUGUGUGUUACAUGCUCUGCCGAUGCUCCAGUUCGAAUUCGUGUACAAACUAAUGGCUUGCCACGAUUUUGUCCUAAUGCACCACAACCAAUAUCCGAACAAAAUAUUGAUUUUACUGUCAAUUUCAAUCCGGAUGUUAAUAUCAAUUCAUUAAAUUACAAUCCAACUAGUGCCGCAGAAUUGAAUGCAAUCGUUUGUAAUUUGAGUAGCCAAACGUUAGCUCCAUCAACAUCGAACCUAAUGAUAAACGGUGAUUCAUUGAACACUCUUGCUGCUGUUAGUAUUGACGGUGUACCCAUUUUGAAUGUCAACAGUGCCAACAAUACCGAUCCAUUCUAUCCUCCCGGCAACAUUUCAGUUGAAAUCGUCGAUACAUGCUUAGGUCAAUCAAAUCAGCAGAACAUGUACCAUUAUCACAUCGGAACGGCUUGUGCUUUAACAAAACCAAAUGGAAGCAUUGCGCAGUGUGCAAAUAGGCCAUCUUGCUUCACAAAUAUUGCAAACUACAGUAUCUCAUCAUUUGAUCAAUAUCGUACUUUGAUCGUGACAGGAAUAGCGAAAGAUGGCCACAUUAUUUACGGUCCUUAUGACACAACAGGCACCGAAGUGAGUAUGCUGAAUCUAGAAACUUAG